Molecule: messenger RNA, 627 nt
Organism: Prorocentrum cordatum
Lineage: Eukaryota; Dinophyceae; Prorocentrales; Prorocentraceae
Source: the annotation of a GenBank genome assembly
AUGAUGCUAUGGACCUCCACGGAUCGGCAGUGCUUCUUCUACGUGUUCAGGUUGCCGCCCUGCUGGAGGAAGUUCAUGGCCUUCGAGGUCCCAGUCCCAGGGCGGCUCGUCGGGCGCCCGAGCGAGCCUCGCGUGUACGUUGCCAGCGCCACGGUGGCGAUGGGCUGGAUCUCUGCGACGGGCAUCGCUCAGCACAUCCACCGCAACAUCUUGCGGCAGGGGUGGCAGCUGUCCGCCAGCCUGCCGAGGGAGGCCGAGUGGCGGCGUGAUCGCCCGGCGCCGCUCACGGCCCUGGCUCAGGAGGUCGAAGCUUGGGAAGUCUACACCGAUAACUUGGAGGCGCAGGAGGUUGUCACGCGCGAGGGCGGCAAGGUGCUCAAGGGCACCGCGAGCCCGCUCCUGCUGGCUGCUCGUGAGGCGUAUGCGCGGUGCGGCACGCCAGGCGUACCUGCCAAGGACGUGCUCAGGGCCAGCGAGGUGCAGGCGCUGGGCGACCGCAUCGACGGCGACCUGGGGAGGAAGGAGGCGCCGCGCGGCUACGUGGUCAGCCUCAUCUCCCUCACCUUGUGGGUCCUGGGACGCCCCGGUGUGAAUAAGAAGCACUGGCAGAUCGUGCUGGGCCGUUGA